Messenger RNA from Patiria miniata (bat star), 1293 nucleotides. Its product is annotated as monocarboxylate transporter 12-like. The transcript has 4 exons. Gene Ontology annotation, biological process: transmembrane transport; monocarboxylic acid transport. The coding region runs from base 1 to 1293 and encodes 430 amino acids. Lineage: Eukaryota; Metazoa; Echinodermata; Asteroidea; Valvatida; Asterinidae. Gene Ontology annotation, molecular function: monocarboxylic acid transmembrane transporter activity. The record is from RefSeq and is a predicted model, not a curated record.
AUGGGUGAAAGCCAACGAGAUUCUCCCGCCUUGUGCCGAGAGACAUCAUGGAGUGGGUGGUUGGCCGUCCUCGUACUAUGGACCCACGGCUUCAUCUGGGUAGGAAUCGUCAAAUCCCUGGCGAUGAUGCUGCCUGUGUUGAAGGACCAGUUUGAUUCAGAAACCUGGAUCCUUGGUUGGAUGAUAGCGAUGAUACAAGCCAUGAAUGGAAUAACAGGUCCAUUUUCCUCGUCACUGAGGGACAAGUUUGGAGCAGCCUGGGUGGUCACUGUGUCCGGGGCUAUGAUCGCGGCGGCCGUUAUCACUGGUUCGUUCGUACAGACUGCACUCCAAGAAGGAAUGGUUUAUAUGCUAUUAGCAGGAGCGGGUUAUGGUGUAUCCAACGUUCUGACCAAGGAUGCUGUCGGCCGUCUGUUUGAUAAGAAUUACGCGACGGCUGUCGGCGUGGCCCGGACCGGCUACUCGGCGGCCCUCUUCGUGUUUGCGCCGCUCGUCCAGUUAUUCCUCGAUACGUACGGCUGGAGAGGGACCAUGCUACUGUUGGGAGGCAUCACCAUGCAUCUGGCGGCUUGUGGCGCCCUCUUGCGAAUUGCUGACAAACCAACCCAUCGUGAGGGCUAUCAAACGCUCAACUCCUCGCCAGAAACUAGCUCGGGACGCAACAACAUUUUGAAGUCGUGUGGAAGGUUUCUUAAAAGCAUCGUGAUGAACUUGAACUUGGGUUUGUUGAGCAAGUUCAGUUACUGGUCGGUGUAUGUCAUUUAUGUCACCUCCAAGUACGCCAUCGACUCCUGGGUGAUCUAUUUUGUGUCACUGUCGCAGUCGUGUGGGCUGUCGCUGGAGGAAGCCGCGACAAUUGUGACGGUCGCUGGGGUCGGCAAUCUGCUAGCCAAAGUCGGACAAGGGAUCGUGACAGACAGAGGCAUCCUCCCUUAUUGGGUGCUGCUAGCCGUAGCCACUGCCAUUAGCGCAGCUGCAUUCUGCGCCACUCCCUGGUUGGCCACGUAUUGGACGUUGAUGGCGUCUGCCUUGCUCAUUCUCAUCGCAGACGGUGUUGUUAGCUGUCUGAGUGACGUAUUGACCAAGCAAGUUAUUGGCGUGGAGUUGCUGGCUAGCGCUUACGGGUGGAUCGGGAUCCAAAACACGAUCUGCAGAUUCACUCUUGGUUUUAUUCCUGGUUUGAUCUUUGACACAACCGGAAGUUACAGCGCCGCCUUUGUUUUCAUCGGUUGUCUGCAGCUCAUAUCAUUGAGUCUCCUUUUUGCCCUGCGAUAUUUUAAACACGUCAAGUGA